Molecule: messenger RNA, 564 nt
Organism: Microthlaspi erraticum
Lineage: Eukaryota; Viridiplantae; Streptophyta; Magnoliopsida; Brassicales; Brassicaceae
Source: the annotation of a GenBank genome assembly
AUGGGGAGUAGUUUCAUUGGUAGACCAAACAUGAGAGGAUCUUCGUCGUCUUCAUCGUCUCCGACGUCUUCUUCGUCUUCUCCGGCGACAAGAAGAGGGAAGAAGAACGGUUCCGAGAAGCAGAAGCAGCCACAGAGAGGUCUCGGAGUAGCACAACUGGAGAAGAUUAGAUUACAUGGUGAAAUGAGUUGCAACAGCUUCAACAAUUACAACACUUCAUUGUAUCCUCAGGAGGAUUUGAGGAUGCAAGGAGGAUAUUCAUCCAUACCAUCAACAUCACCAUCCUUUACAUAUGCAUCAUUACCAUCACCAGCAUCGACUCCUUAUGGCUUCUAUCCAAACGUCAUGAUGGGUGUGCAUAGAGAUCAAUACGAAAGAGCAACCAUGAGUUGGAACCCAAGCUACGGCAUCUUAGAGAGCCAAAAUUCUUUGGAACCAAACAUCACCAGUCAUUUCUUACAUGAGGAUCCAAGUUCAACAAGGCGAAGUAGAUCGUUGGGAUUAGGAAACCAAAACUCGGGAUCAAGUGACAAUCAAGAGCUAGAUUUGGAGUUGAGAUUGUAA